CGGCGCGCACAUUAACUUGCUGUCAGCAGUCCAGCUGAGUGCAGGGAACAGUGGCCGGGGGACAAGGGCUGGAACUUUCCCAGUGCGAAAACUCAGCGAAACAACUUUGACAGAGGGCUGAAAACAGAAACCUUACAGCGCAGCACCAGCCUUUCCAGAUUUCUGCUUGUUAGUAAGAGAGAGGCUGUACAAUCCUCGGCAGUGUUCUGAGACUGUAUAGCCCCCCUCCCGAUGACAAAAGGUCUCUCUUCAUUAUAAAUGGAUAUUGCUAGUGUUUAUUAGUUACGUUCUCCUUUCAUCAUUACCGUUAGCUAGCAGCUAUUUUUUUUUCGGUAGUUUUUUUUUUCCAUUAUUAUUUUUUUUUCUAUUGUGAAAACUUUUCAAAAGCACCGCUGGAAUUUCUGGAGGACACGGGAUUUGAUAAAGGACGUGUUCAGUGCUAUUUCGACCACCAUGACCGCUGAAAAAGAAAAAAAGAGGAGCAGCUCCGAGCGCCGGAAGGAAAAGUCCCGGGAUGCAGCGAGAUGCCGCAGGAGCAAGGAGACGGAGGUGUUCUAUGAGUUGGCCCACCAGCUGCCCCUGCCACACAAUGUCAGUUCUCACCUGGACAAAGCCUCUAUCAUGCGGCUGACCAUCAGUUUCCUCAGGACACGCAAACUUCUCUCCUCCACUUGGCCUGACAAUGUGAGUGAGGCAGACAGACAGAUGGACAGCCUGUACCUGAAGGCUCUGGAUGGAUUUAUUGCUGUGGUAACCCAGGACGGGGACAUGAUCUUCCUGUCUGAGAACAUCAACAAAUUCCUGGGCCUCACACAGGUGGAGCUGACAGGACACAGCAUCUUUGACUUCACUCACCCCUGCGACCAUGACGAAAUCCGGGAGAACCUCAGCUUCAAACCAGGCCAAGGCUUUGGCAAAAAGAACAAGGACUUAAACACAGAGAGGGAUUUCUUCAUGAGGAUGAAGUGCACAGUGACGAGCCGAGGGCGCACUGUUAACCUCAAGUCUGCCAGUUGGAAGGUUCUGCACUGCACUGGCCACCUCAAGGUGUACAACAGCUGCCCCCCUCAUGUGCUGUGUGGCUUCAAAGAACCCCCCCUGACCUGUGUGAUCAUGAUGUGCGUGCCGAUCCCACACCCCUCCAACAUCGACAUGCCGCUGGACAGCAAGACCUUCCUGAGCCGUCACAGCAUGGACAUGAAGUUUACUUACUGCGAUGACAGAGUGACCGAGCUCAUGGGGUACUGCCCAGAGGAUCUGUUGGGACGGUCAGUCUACGAGUUCUACCAUGCACUGGAUUCAGACAGCAUGACCAAGAGCCACCAGAACUUGUGCACCAAGGGCCAGGCAAUAAGUGGGCAGUACAGGAUGCUUGCUAAGCACGGAGGGUAUGUCUGGGUGGAGAGUCAGGGCACUGUCAUCUACAACAGCCGCAACUCCCAGCCUCAGUGCAUCGUCUGCGUCAACUACGUGCUCAGUGAGAUUGAGGAGAGCUUGGUCCUCUUCUCCAUGGACCAGACAGAGUCUUUGUUCAAGCCGCAUGUGCUGAGCAUGGGCAGCUUCUUCAGCAAUGGGGCGGCGGCGGGCGACUCCAGCGAGCUGCUCUUCACCAAGCUGAAGGAGGAGCCGGAGGAUCUGGCCCAGCUUGCACCCACGCCUGGAGACGCCAUCAUCGCCCUCGAUUUCGGAGGUCCGCAGUACGAGGAGGCGCAGAUGUACAGCAAGGCCGCCAUGGCCCCCCCCAGCAAGACAUGGCCGGUGGAGGCCCAGCAGCCCAGCGUGCAGGCUGAGGUGCCCAGCGUGGCGGCCUUUUCCGUAACCCAGCCGCCCCCCGGCAGCACCACCCCCAGCCUCAGCACCACAAGCAGCUGCUCCACGCCAAGCAGCCCUGGAGACUACUACAGCCCGAUGGACAAUGAACUCAAGGUGGAACUCACCGAGAGGCUGUUUGCAUUGGACACAGACCCAAAGAGCCCAUAUACCACACAGUCUGAGGUCAGUGACCUGGACCUGGAGACACUGGCUCCAUACAUCCCUAUGGAUGGAGAAGACUUUCAGCUGAACCCCAUCUGCCAGGAUGAAGUGCCCCUGCCAGACAGCAGUCCCAGCAGCACCCAUCACAGCUUCAGUAACAUCGCCAACCUGUUCCAGCCUUUGAGCUCCCCGCCCCCUGGCCAGUUCUGUUCCGCCGAGAAGAGGAACAGCAGCUCGACCUCACCUGACCCCCGCCCUGCACUGCCUUACCCUGCCACCACAGUGAUGCCCCCUUACCACACCCCCUCGAGCACCCCCCUUUCCUCCAUGGGUGGCAGGCAAAACCUGCAGUGGCCCCCCGACCCCCCAUUCCGGUACCCCCACAGCAAGAGGAGCAUGAUAGAGACCCGGCCUAGCAACCAAGGCCCCCAGCCACUCCCGCCCUACCGUCUGCCACUGUACAAGCAAAGGUCUCUGGAAAAUUUUGUCCAGCCACAGAAAGACAUGAGCCCUUCAAGGAUUGCUCUCGUCAACAGCUUCAAGCGCAAGAGACUUCUGGAGCUCGCAGAGCAACAUCCCUUCCAGCCACUGCCGGGGGAGGACUCUGGACAAGGCCCGCCCUCGGAAAUGAUCUGGAAGAGAAUGAGAAAUCUGAAGACCGAGAGCUGUGCUUUAAUGGAUAAGAAAUCUCUGAGUUCCAGUGCUCUGACAGAUAAGCUGAGCAGUUUGCAAAGAGGCAUGGAUCAGCCUCUUGGCUCACUCCAGCAUAGGAAGCCACAGUGCUCUGGAGGUGGUGGGGGCACUGAGCACAAGGUCACGUUUCCCGGCCAGUUCUUUGGCACCAGCUAUCGAGAGUACAGCAUGCCACCAGCCCCCAGGACAGAAGGAAUGGUGAGCUGGCUGCUGGGCCCCUCGUUUGAAUCCUACUCAUUGCCUGAGCUGACGCGCUAUGACUGCGAGGUCAACAUCCCUCUGCAAGGGAACCUAAACCUGCUUCAAGGAAGUGACCUGCUGCGCGCACUCGACCAAGCCACCUAAACAGCUCCCGCAUAACCGCUAGCCUAUAUCCUACAAAAAAAAAAGCAGCUUCUGUUUUUUAAAAUAUAUAUCUAUUUUUUUGCAAUUAGACUAUUUCUAAUAUGGAUAUGAACGAUUGUAUGUUCCGUGUGUCCACCUCCACCACAUAGUGGCCUUUCAAUGGUGUUCUCUCACACUUUCAGCCGUUACAGAUUUUUUUUUUUUAAAAAGAAAAGUAAUAAAUAAGACAUUAUAUGUUUGACUGUAACAUUUUCUCUAUUUUAAUAAAGAUUUUAUUUCCUCCUCUUCUCUAAAAAACAACCUGCUUUUCUCAUUUCUUAACUUGUUCUUUUCUCCUCUCCACUUCUUCACUGUCCCUCUGUCUGACCCUUCAUGCAGAAUGAUUUGCAUUCUGCAUUGAUGCUUCUUCAUAGAUUACAUCUUUAAUCUGACUCCACUGUGCCAGUUCCCUUCUUAACAGUAGUACUUUGUAUGGAUAUUGGACGAUGCCAUAGACAGAUCACAGGCCUGGCACAGGCCCGAUUGUUUGUGUCUUAACAAAAAUGAUAGGGCUGCAGUUCAGGCAUCAUGUAAUUCAGUUUUUAGUACCCUUAUUUUACCAGGAUUUGUAAAUAGGCUGUUAUGUGGAUGCAGAGUAAGUGGCACGCUGUUGCUUUUGUUGACCUGUCUUUGUGUGGUGGCCAAUUUAAUUAUAUAAAAAAGAGAAUAUAAAGCUGGCAGAGUUUUCUAUGCUAGUGUUUAGUAUUCAUGUGCCUUGGUACUUUGUAUUAUCUACCCAGUAGAUGCAGAGUGGAAUCCUGUUUGCUUUUAAUAUACAACAAGUGGAAAUUUUAUUUUUGUAGUGCUGGUUUUCUGUUUUGUUAUUGUGAUAGUGGCAUUCUGGAGAAAUGUGAAAACAUAACCUUGUCAUGGGGCCAGUACUACUGAUCCUCUUUAAAGAAAAGAUAAAAUUCAUUUAUCACUGUGUUCCACUCUAGACGUGUAGCAAAUUAAUGUAUUAAACAAAUGAGACAGAAUCACUUUCAACAAUAUUAAAGUGAUGGUGCUUCAUAGCUAUAAUCAACCUGCAUUUAUUUUUAAAAUGAAUUUUAGAACAUUCCUGGGAUCCAGCUUUAUUAACAUACUGUAUUCUGUAUGCGCUGAUUUUGUCUUUAAUGCUGUACACCCUUCAGAUGCAGAAUCUCUCUAAGAAAAGAUUUUCUUUCUACUAAAAAUAAUUUUCGAAGUUGCACGUUCAGUGUUAGCUACACCAGAUCGGAGAAACCUACCCCAUCCCUCAUUUUAUCACCACACCUUUGUAACCUUUGGUAUUGCUAAAUUAUAGAACAUCUAAAAAUAUGGCCUGAAGUCCUCUUUUAACUGCAGCACACCCCUCAUUAGUCUGAUUGACACCAUAGAGACUUGUAAAUUCCUUUUGGUUUGGAAGAAAAUGUCUCAGUGCUUUUUAUCCUGAAAUAUCUUAGGAUUCAAAUGUACAACCAACCUUUAAAUAGAACAGUAAUGCAUAAUGCAGAAAUGUCUUGAUUAAGAUGAUUGUCUGAUGGUACUGUAGAUUCAAAAAUACAAGUGAAAACAUUUAAGCCACAUUAAAAUUUGGUACAAUCAGAAAAAUAUAUUUAUCACCAAUUUUAGAAAGUAAGAGUUGAAUAAUGUUAUAUACAAACUCCACCCUAAUUCAAACACGCAAUCCUGAAGACCAUCAGAACCCAGCUUCGAAGUGUAUUUCAAUGAAAAGAAAUUGAUACAGGAACCUUAAAAUAACACAGUGUUGGAAGCACAUUAAGUAAUUCUAGGCAAAGAAAGUUCUUACUAAUUUAGUUCCUCAACAAAAACAUUUUACUGCCUGGAUUCCAUGACAAACACAAGCAGCAUAGCGUAUGGUGUGGUGUGUCUGGAACAGUAUUUCACAAUCCAGAUAAGCACAAAGCAUGUUAGGUUAUUUCAAGUGCACCAAGACUGGGAAAACUGAGAAGCAAAGCUUUGGUUCAAUUUUAAAAGCAUUAACCUUUACCGAUAUUAACUUUUGUAUCAUCAUUAUUUACUAAUUCGAAAAAUCUCAUUCAUUUUCAAUUUACUAUAUUUGUCACUCCAGGGUUGGCAGAAUUCUGUCCUUCCUUUUCUUUACUGCCUUACAAAGAGAUUCUGUAGCAACAGCACAACUGCCUACACCGUAUCUUCUACCAGGUGAAGAGUUGCAAAUAUUACCAAAUUAUCGAGCUUUAGAGGAGACUUUCACAACCUUAUGUUAAGACCAAGUUUUAUGAUGUCUUUUCAUGCCAAGCUACAGUAUGUUGGCAAGAACAUCUUUUAGAAUUAAAACAUUUGCCUUUUUUUUUUAAAUCGCGUUCUUCCGUUGAACCCUUAUUAAGAAGUCAUGAGCCUUAAAUUGGGACGGCACCUGUAUUAUACUGAGAGAGAAGUCAGCUCUGGCCCCCAAAUAAAUAAUCUGUUCCUUAUACUGCAAAAUGUUUUAGAAACAUCAUCACUAUCACACCAGUAAUGUAAAGACCCGGCUUACUUAAGUAAGAUUUAGAACACUUAGUACUCAGUUUGUACUUAUUAGCAAUAAGUAUUUAAUAAUACAGCAUGUUUAAACUAUUUUGAUACAGAUGUUUAAAACUAGAUUACACUAAACUUAUUCUUUCAAUAUCGUUAAAAUAAGAAGCUAGAUUCAGUAAGUUACCUACAGUAAAUCAUUUGCUGUUGGGCAUCCAACUGCUGUUGGGAUCCACAGGACAAGAAUUUGUCUUUGUAACUAGCUUGAGGGGAAACUCAAGUAUAGUGAUUAAUAGAUAAGGGGAAACUACAGACCUAUCCUUUAUGUUAGUUCUGUUCUUAGCGUGAUGGAUCUUGGUCCUUGUGCUUUUAAGUCCAGGUGGUCCAACAACAAUUCUGGAAGUUGGUAAUUUGAUCACCAUCUUCUUUUAGCUCUUCUUGUACUGUAAUUGUUAUAGGUCUAGAUUAGAAAAUCUUCAAACACAUCCUGGGACCAUCCUGGUUUUGAGCUAAUAAACCUACCAAUUCUUAAAGCAUUGCAAGGCUGGGCAUGUUUAAAACCAAUGGAGGAAGAAAUGAUUCUCUAUGGUGUCCAGUCACUACGCUGAAUGAAGGCACUCUACUAACCUUAAAUAACUCUCAAUCUGACCUGAACAGACUUUUUUUACAGCUAUGUAAUCAUGAUGUUGACAAUAUUCCAAGUUCAGUUUGACAUGUGUGCAGAAUCAUGAGAGCAUGAAUGUCUUCCUCAGAUUUGGAGAAUUAGAUCUCCAGCUAGUUUGCACACAUUUAAUGGACACUCUGUACUUUCACUCUUCAAUUACUGUUUUCAUUUUAACAGUAGUUGGUACUGCUCAUAACAGGGAAAGCUCAACAUGAAGUCACAGGUGGAGAGCCUUUUUUUGUAAAAUAUAUUUUUAAAAAUAUUUUAAAACACUUCUUAAAACUCAAUUCAGAACUAUUUUAAAUAGAACAGUAAUCCAUAAUGCAUGCAUUACUAUUUUUGAGUGUUAGAAUUCAAAGAGUUCCCAGUCACAAGGACUCGGGUCUGUGGAUAGGAAAUGAGUGAACAGGUUAUAGACCUUUUCUCUCUCCUCUCCUUUCUUUCUGUUUCUUAAAGAAAUGGCAAGUAUUACGCAUCCCACCUUCACCAAGAUCCACCGCAUCUAACACUUGUCCCCUUCUGACCAAAAAAAGGCCAAGCUGGAGGGGUUCCUCUCUUGAGUAUUGCCUACCUUGGCAAAAUCGAAAGUCCUUUCAGCACUGUCACAGACAGAGGUUUAAGAACUGCGUUCUAGUAAGUGAGGCAUACUGACAAGGUACACCUACAAGAAAGCAGUGUACCAAACUUGUAGCUCAGCUGGCACUUGAAGGAAAAAAAUGCUGGCCUUUUAGAUAUGUAUUCAUGUUUUUUGGGACUUCUUUUUAUUUCCAACCUUAAAGACAAUAUCAGCAUUUUACUAAAUGUUAUGAGGGUUUUGUUUUUUCUUUGCAAAUUCUCUGCUUUUGCCAACAUUUGAAACCUUAUAGUUACGUUAACUACUGAUAUGAAUAUUUUUCAUAGCUAAACUGCUAAAUUCAUAUUGACAAUAUUAUUAUUAAUGUAUGGGAACUUUAACCCAAUAAGAAGAUGUAUUACUGCACUGAUAUCUUAUUAAAGCAUACUGAUCCUACUUGUGACUCGUGUGCUAUAAGUCUUGUUGCUUAUUGUACUAUUGUAAAACUGCAAAAAUAUUUAUUUUGGAUUUAUUUAUAGUAAAUAAAAUGUCCUCUUUUAACAA
Lepisosteus oculatus (spotted gar) is the source of this 7289-nucleotide messenger RNA. It is a transcript of the gene epas1b, whose product is annotated as endothelial PAS domain protein 1b. Gene Ontology annotation, molecular function: RNA polymerase II transcription regulatory region sequence-specific DNA binding; protein dimerization activity; DNA-binding transcription factor activity, RNA polymerase II-specific. Gene Ontology annotation, biological process: cellular response to hypoxia; regulation of transcription by RNA polymerase II. Lineage: Eukaryota; Metazoa; Chordata; Actinopteri; Semionotiformes; Lepisosteidae. The record is from RefSeq and is a predicted model, not a curated record.